GACCCCACAGAAGAAAGAAAAUUAGUUGUAUCAGGCGGGACUAGAGAGAAAGAAAGAUGAGUGGUACCGGGCAUAAUGGAAGUGGUCCUUGUGGUGCCUGCAAGUUUCUCAGGCGAAAAUGCUUAAAGGGAUGCAUAUUUGCACCCUAUUUUGACCCGGAACAAGGUACAGCUCACUUUGCUGCAGUCCACAAAGUGUUCGGAGCUAGCAACGCUUCCAAGAUGCUGCUGAGAGUUCCGGCUCAUAAGCGUCUGGAUGCCGUGGUUACACUUUGUUAUGAGGCUUUGGCUAGGAUUAGAGACCCUGUCUAUGGCUGUGUUGGCCACUUAUUUACUCUUCAACAGCAGGUUGUGAAUCUGCAGGCGGAGUUGGCUUGUGCUCAAGCCCGACUUUCCACACUGCAGCGGCUACCUUCGAUGCUGCCUCCACCAGCUCAGGGUCCCUCGCCGGGCAAUUUCCAAUCUUGUACUGCCAAUGCAUCUUCAAUCCACAAUCUUGAACAUCCAUUGCCAUCGGAGCAAACUUCCAUGGAUAUGGAGGGCUUUUCCAACCCAGUAAAUGAUCAGGACUUGGGAGGUGGAGACGACCUCCAUGCAUUAGCUCAGGGUUUUGUUUCUAGAUACUUGCCUGAAGUCAAAUUCAAGCCUUGUACUUCCCCUUGAAAUUCUAUUAGACUUCCAACGUUUUUGUUGUUUUGGGGUUAAGUUUCAAGCAGUUUUUGUAUGUAAUUUAAAUGUAACCGGAAGGCAUUUCUGAACCUUAAAAAAACUGUUUUUGAAACU
Molecule: messenger RNA, 782 nt
Organism: Coffea eugenioides
Lineage: Eukaryota; Viridiplantae; Streptophyta; Magnoliopsida; Gentianales; Rubiaceae
Product: LOB domain-containing protein 19-like
Exons: 2
Coding region: 57-662 (201 amino acids)
Biological process (GO): positive regulation of DNA-templated transcription; hormone-mediated signaling pathway
Cellular component (GO): nucleus
Source: RefSeq, a predicted model, not a curated record